Messenger RNA from Ornithorhynchus anatinus (platypus), 811 nucleotides. RefSeq names its product orofacial cleft 1 candidate gene 1 protein homolog. The transcript is spliced from 8 exons. Lineage: Eukaryota; Metazoa; Chordata; Mammalia; Monotremata; Ornithorhynchidae. Gene Ontology annotation, cellular component: perinuclear region of cytoplasm. The record is from RefSeq and is a predicted model, not a curated record. Bases 125 to 811 code for a protein of 228 amino acids.
UGCCCAUCAACGAAACCCAAACGUCACUGUUCCCAUAGAAACUGCAGCAGGGAUACAGUUUCAAGAGGCAAGGACUGCCCGGAUCUGAGAGACAGAGGUAGCCAUACUGUGCUUAAAUCUGUCUAUGCAAGGGAAAGGAGUGGAGGACAUGGACAGAGAGAAGUUCCAGCAGAAGGCUCUGAAGCAAACUGAGCAGAAGAAAUCCAAGUCGGCUGAAUUUCUGAUGGUAAAAGAAGAUGAAGCGGCUUCAGAAGGCAUUGAAAAUCCAGCUUUUAACAGCAGCAGCAUGGAUCUUUCAGCGUAUCAGACUUCAGAAGGGCAAGUUAUUGGACGUGACAGGCUCUCUGGCACCCUUGAAGCUCACCAACAAAACCUCAGCCUGCCAGCCCCUACUGAAUCCAGAGGAAAUGAAUACAGCAGAAAUUACUUUGACCCACUGAUGGAUGAGGAAAUAAACCCAAGGCAGAGUGGGAUGGAGGUCAGCGGAGAAGUGCUUAUGGAAGUAAACGAAAGAAUCCUGUAUGAUGAAUUAAUAAAGCUCUUAGCUGAAGAGACUAAAAGAGAAGAUGCACAAGCAAAAGACAAGGAAGACAAGGUAUUGGAUUCUGAAUGGCCAGUGAACCCUAGUAAGAGUGAUGACCUCAAUAUGGAGGAUGAAGAUGAAACAAUACCUUCUUACGUUGAGCAGUUUGAGAAAAGUGUUCGUGAAGCUAUAGUUCUACUUGGCAGCUCUUCACUGGAACAGAUACCUGACCCAACCAGUCAAGUUCAGUCUUCCAUAGCUCAGAACAUCAUAGAGGAAGAUGGGUAA